Solanum dulcamara is the source of this 2216-nucleotide messenger RNA. RefSeq names its product chitinase 2-like. Gene Ontology annotation, biological process: carbohydrate metabolic process. Lineage: Eukaryota; Viridiplantae; Streptophyta; Magnoliopsida; Solanales; Solanaceae. The transcript has a single exon. Gene Ontology annotation, molecular function: hydrolase activity, hydrolyzing O-glycosyl compounds. The record is from RefSeq and is a predicted model, not a curated record. Bases 309 to 1226 code for a protein of 305 amino acids.
UGAAAAGAUAGUGGAAGGUGAUGAAGAGAAAAAGAAUGAGAAAGAAAGUAAAUAAAAAACAAAUUUAAAUAGAAAAUACACAUGUUAAAUAUAGAUCGGUGUGUGUAUUUCACCGCACACAAUAAAUCUGAAUAUUGCAGUUUAGGGUGCAAUUAAUAUCACUUUGAAAUAGUGUAGGGGGUAACAGGACCAGUGAAAUAUAAGUGAGUAGUUGGAAAUCCGGUAAAAGAACCUUUAUUUAAAUUGCACAUCUUCAAUCUAUUCUAGCAAACUUAAACACAUAACACUUCUUAAUAUAUCUCAACUUCAUGGAGUUCUCUAAGAUUUUAGUUUCAUUUUUUGCUCUUCAAUUCUUACUUUUUCUAUCAUCAAUUUAUGCAGCACCUGGAAAUUCCAAUAUUUUCAGGGAAUACAUUGGAGCAGAGUUCAAAAAUGUCAAGUUUAGUGAUGUCCCUAUUCACUCUGGCGUUGAAUUUCACUUCAUUCUUUCCUUUGCCAUUGACUACACAACAUCUUCUUCUUCUCCAUCUCCCACGAACGGUCAAUUCAACAUCUUCUGGGAUACAGAUAACCUUACCCCUUCAGCUGUUUCCACGAUUAAAGACCGACAUUCUAAUGUUAAAGUAGCGUUGAGCUUAGGAGGGGACAGUGUUGGAGGAAGCAGCGCCUAUUUCAAUCCUUCUUCAGUUGAUUCUUGGGUUUCGAAUGCUGUCUCUUCUCUUACAGAUAUCAUUAAACAAUACAAUUUGGAUGGAAUCGAUAUCGACUAUGAACAUUUCCAAGCUGACCCUGACACCUUUGCAGAAUGCAUAGGCAAGCUAAUUAAAACUCUGAAAAACAAGAGAGUUAUUUCAUUUGCCUCCAUAGCUCCGUUUGAUGAUGAUGAAGUUCAGAGUCAUUACAAGUCGCUGUGGAAAAGCUACGGUCACCUUAUAGACUAUGUUAACUUUCAAUUUUACGCAUAUGAUAAGGGAACGACUGUGACUCAAUUCAUGGACUAUUUUUCCACUCAAAGAUCUAAUUAUGAAGGGGGAAGGAUCUUGGCUAGCUUCGGUACGGAUGGGAGUGGUGGAUUAUCUCCAGAAAACGGAUUUUUCACAGCGUGUAGUAAGCUUAAAAGUAAAGGAGAGUUGUCUGGAAUAUUUGUGUGGAGUGCUGAUGAUUCAAAAUCAAAUGGUUUCAAGUAUGAGAAGCAAUCACAAGCAUUACUAGCCAUACCCCACUAGUGCUUUCAGUUUUCAUAUCCUAUACAAUAUUGUACUAUGUCACAUCCUUUUUGUUUGCAUAAAAUUCUGAGAAUUUGAAUCAAUAUAUACAUACUGCUAUUUGGUUUAUGAAUAUAUUGUGCAUUAAUCUGAAAAAGAAACUAUUCUUUUGGUCGCUCCAUUUCAGACUUUUCAGCAACAAGCAACUUAACACUCCUUGGAAAAGCUCCUUUUACAACCUCCCAGCUGCAUCAGUUUCAAUAAUAUGCAAGUACAUAAUGGCCUCCAUGCCUGUUCCUCCCCAGCUACUCGUACCCUUGGUCAAAUAAUCCAUCUCCAGCUCGCCUUCUUCAUUCCCCAUCUGUUCCCGGUGUAAGAGAAUAGCUGAGAAGAAAUGGAGGUGCUCAAGGAAUGUAGCUCGGUAUCAAAAGUAUUUGGAGCACCAUUCCCACAAAAGCAGACCCCAUUCAAGAAAGCCUGUUGAAAUUACACCACAACGACAUGCUUGUCCCCCUUAUGGGGUCAAAUCAAUACGUUAUAAGAAGAAAGAUUGGAAUAUCAAUCUUAUCAAUUGAUUGCAAAUGCUAUUAGUGGUUCUUCCUCCUUCCUAUCUCAUCUAUAUAUAAGAGUUGCUUGAUUCACCCCAUCUUUAAUAGGACUGAUGGUCGUUUUUUCAACAUCUCUUUUUAUUUUAUUCUUCUAAUGUAAUGCUAUAAGUCAUCUUAGCUAAACUCCUUCAUACUCGUCAAUCAAUAUCAACCAAAUGUCAUGACUACUUAGGCUUGGUUUACUUUGGUUUGAAUGUAAACAGCAGCACCUCCCAAACCUUUCAAUGAUCACUCUCUUCAAAUCCCAUCUGUGCAACUCUCUACUCCUUACUGUGACGAAACCAGGUGCAUUGAGUAGUUAUGGCAAGGAAACAGGACUGGCACCAUCCCUGUCGUUGCUUGUAACCAGCAACAUUUGCAGCAACUCAUCUCCUGGAAAUGGGAUUCAACAAUAACCACAUGA